AUGGAGUCUCAUCAUAAUAAUAAUGGCUUGCCGUCAUUGGAGUCAUUGGAGAAUAAAGCUAGCUCUUCCAGUAACGAGCCUGGCAGCAAUAAUUCCUUAGACGAUGCUGUGGGCAAGCUACUGCAAGGUUACGAUUGGACGUUACUUCCGGUGACUUCGCGCGCCGGCGGACGAAGAAGCGCCCACGUGAAGCGCCCGAUGAACGCCUUCAUGGUGUGGGCACAGGCGGCAAGGCGAAGACUAGCCGACCAGUAUCCACAAUUGCACAACGCCGAGCUGUCCAAGACGCUGGGAAAAUUGUGGAGGAUCCUGAGCGAUGGCGAGAAGCAGCCGUUCAUCGAGGAAGCCGAGAGACUGCGGAACGCACACAAGAAGCAGCAUCCGCAUUACAAGUAUCAACCUCGUCGCAGGAAGCCGAAGUCCGACGAUCAAAUGGGUAUUAUCGUGCACAGGGGUGGACUUCCAUCACCGGGGACCUCCCUCGACUCCUCGGCCAGUUCCUCGGACUGCACUUACGCUCGCCUAUAUCCGGACGCUGGUGUGAAGGCGUACGAGCGACCGACGGCUUAUCACGAACCGAAGUCUAGCGCUUACGACUUAGCUCGACCGGUCUGGGUCAACGAGACAGUCGCCAAGUAUCCCGCUGUCGAUCAUCCCAACAAGUCGACGUACGAGACGACAGCCAGAAGCUACGCCGAGGCAAAGUGCCACGAAGUAGCUAAGUACCAUCACGAGAUGACCGGCACCAAAUAUCACCACGAGAUGGUCGGUACAAAAUACCAUCACCAUCAUGAGUCGGCGGCGACCAAGUAUCCGGAUCUGCAGGCCAAACCCUAUGAUCUGCCCAAAUACCCGGAAGCCAAGGGAUAUCCGGAUGGUCUCAAGUACUCCGCGGAGAUGAACAGCGGCGCGGCCGUGGCCGCAGCCGCUGCGAAGGCGUCCUACACCUGUGUACAUGGACAAUACUACCCUACCACGGAGGGAUACACCGUACACGGCGAAGAGAACGACUACCAGCCACAGAGUGUGUCGACGCAUCCCUCUUUUUACCCUUACAUAUCGGCGUCCAUGGCACAACCGCCGUACUACAUGGGACCCCGAUAGAUUGUGAGCAGAAGAUGGGAGGCGACACGAGACUAUUCUUGAAGAUUUUCAUAAGAUUGAAUGAGACUACACGGUGCAUAUCGAGUAAAAUAAAAUCGUUAUCUAUUGCCAAUCUCGGAUAGAAAACUAUUUUUUCUAUGAACAAAUUGGUCGAGACAAUGUUUCUGAUAAAAUCAAGAUCAUGUCAUCCUCCCCUCUGACUGCGAAUCGUGUUUCACUCGAGUCUUGAUGUUAUGCAAGAAUUUUGCAGCGGCGUGUGUAUGUAUGUGUGGAUGUGUGUGCGCUUGAUAAACUUCGAGCGUAGACGAUCGUUAGGAUCCAGCGAGAUUUAAUUCAAUCGGGUAUCGUGCGCUUAAUGAAACUCUGUAAAGUACUUAAACGAUACCGGUUAUUGUACUUAACAAUAAAUUGAUAACAUUAAAUUGAUACUUUAUUUUGCAAAGCGAGAUAUAUCAUUCGAUCGCCUUGUAAUUCUUUUUUUUUAAUUUAUUCUUUUCUGUAAACUCUGUGACACAAAUAAAACAAAUCUAUCUAAGCACUCUUGAGUUAUAAA
This is a messenger RNA of Mycetomoellerius zeteki, 1657 nucleotides long. Its product is annotated as transcription factor SOX-8. Lineage: Eukaryota; Metazoa; Arthropoda; Insecta; Hymenoptera; Formicidae. Bases 1 to 1104 code for a protein of 367 amino acids. Gene Ontology annotation, biological process: regulation of transcription by RNA polymerase II. Gene Ontology annotation, cellular component: nucleus. The record is from RefSeq and is a predicted model, not a curated record. The transcript is spliced from 4 exons. Gene Ontology annotation, molecular function: RNA polymerase II cis-regulatory region sequence-specific DNA binding; DNA-binding transcription factor activity, RNA polymerase II-specific.